Alnus glutinosa is the source of this 3842-nucleotide messenger RNA. RefSeq lists its product as uncharacterized. Gene Ontology annotation, molecular function: phosphatidylinositol phosphate binding. The record is from RefSeq and is a predicted model, not a curated record. Gene Ontology annotation, cellular component: intracellular membrane-bounded organelle. Lineage: Eukaryota; Viridiplantae; Streptophyta; Magnoliopsida; Fagales; Betulaceae. The transcript is spliced from 5 exons. Bases 281 to 3775 code for a protein of 1164 amino acids.
CACAGCGCCAAAAGGUCAGCCCCUGUCUCACGCACGCACGCACGCACACUCGCUCUGGGUUCAUUUUCCUCCAACUCUUCCUUUCUCGCUAACAAUCAUUCAAACCCGUACCAUUUACCAAAACCCUCUGCUACCAAUCCAAGCGCAAGGACUAUCCCUAGCCUGAAUCAAAUCGCAGCCGCCGGUUCAUUCUACAGAGGUUUGAUUCCCUCUCUUUUCACCUCAAAAUUCCAUUCAUUUUCUUUAAUAAAAAUAUAUUGUAUGAGUUUCUGAGUCCCCGAUGAUCGGUUGGGAGGGUACUCGUGGGGCCGCCUCCGAACUCGCAUCUCCGGACCCGCCCGAUUCGUUCCCGCAACCCAAAUCGGACGGGGGAGGCGAUGUCGAUGCCGAGCCCGAGCCCGAGCCCUCAUCGCCGUCGCAGUACUCGUCGUGCGGAGAGUCCGAGUUCGAGCGCUACUGUAGCGCGAACUCGGCGAUGGGCACGCCGAGUGUGCGUAGCUCGAUCACGACGUUUAACGAUUGCGAACUAGAGUCUGAGUUUUUAGGGUCUAUGAGGAGUGAUAGUGGUUUGGAAGGUUUUAGUUUGGGAGGGUUGUUCGAUAGGAAUCGAGAGGACCAGAGGGUUUGGGGUCGCGGUAACGAGUGUUUAGGUGAUAGAAAUGUUGAAUUUCGAGAUGGGAAAAGGGUAAAGGAAGAAGGGAGGUUGAUAAAGAGUGGGUUCGAGUUGUAUGAUACUGAGGGACGUGAUAAGUCAAAUGAAAUGAUGGGUUUGAAGGUUGGGAGUGUGUCGGGAUUAGUUGCAGGGUGGGAUGAUGGUUCGGGUGAAGCAGGUGGAUGUGGUGAAGGUGAUGAAGAAGGUUCUAUAGGGUCAAGAGAACAAGGCGAGUCAGGAAUGUUGCGAGUUAGUGUUGAGAAUUUGCCUGGUAGAGAGGCCAUUGGUGAGGAACAUGGGGAUGAGGUUGGAGUAGAUUCGUCAUCUGGGUUUGUUGGUGAAGGGGAUGGUGGUUGCUAUGACGGGUUGAAUUUGCCAUCUGAUUUGCUGUUUGAUAGAAGGGAAACAAAGAGGGAAGAGGAGGAUGGGACGUCAUCGAGAUAUGAGCAUUCGGAGGGUGAAGAUUCGAUGUAUAAUUAUGGUACGGAUGAUGAGUGUAGGGAUCGCUUUUAUGUUCAAAGAAACAUGCAUUAUGGUAAGGAAGCAAAAGCGGGGAAUGAAAAUCCGUUGCUUAUUAACUCAUCUGUGGCAUUUGGUUCAGAAGACUGGGAUGACUUUGUGCAAGAAACAGAGGGAACUACCCUGGCUUCUCUGGCCUGGGAUGCAUUCCAGGAUCAGAAAGAACAGCAUCCUGCAACUGGGGGGGACAUUCUGAAUUCAAAUUUUGAGACCUCCAUUGGGAUUUCAAGUACUGGUCAAAUAGACCAAGGACAAGUUGUGACAGACAUGCCUGUGGCUAGGAAACAAGUUCAAGAUGAUUAUGAAUUGGGUGAUGAUCUUGAUAGCUAUUCUCCGAACCCAAAUAGUAUUUCAAAUUUUGCUGAAGCAGAGCUAAUAGAAGACGUGAGAGACAUUCCUGAAGCCAGUUAUCAUGUUCAAGGUGGCAAUGAAUUGGCUGGAUAUACCGAAAGUACUUCCGUGAUUCCAACCAGUUUUUCAAAUUUCCAUGAACCAGAACAAGAAGAUGUCAGAGAUACUUCUGUUACCAACAAUCAAGUUCAAGCUGCUGAUGAAUCAGAAAGUUCUGCUAGUAAUGCCUUUCAAAUGGAGCUGGAACAACUUGCUGAAAAAAUACCUGUGGAGAUGAAAUUGAACAUUGUGGAGAAUGGCAUGGAAAGGGAGCAUCAGUUUAUGACAACUGAAGAAUUUAUUGGCAUUGAUGACAGUCGAGCUUUAGAAAAUCAAGAUUUGGGUAAAUCAAAAGAGAAGUUGGACCUUUUGGAUGUGACAAUUAAUCAACUUUGUUCCCAUUCACCUGUAUAUCCGGAAAACAUAAACGUCAACUUAUUUGAAGACCAUGAUAAAAUGCCAUCCCCGUCAGCUUCUGAAAACAGGGUGAUGAUAAUUUCAAACAAUUCUCCUGUUUCCACAGAUCUCUUUGAAGACCAUCCUCCACCAAUUCGGACAGAAAAUCUUGAUAUAGAUGAAUUCUACAAUGAGAUUGUACAUGACAUGGAAGAAGUUUUACUUGACUCUGGCAAGACUCCUGAAGCUAGGUUCUCUCAGGAUAAUAGGAUGUUUCAGUCAGAGCUGUCUCUGCCUUUGAGAGAUGGUGGGUCGACUGCUUCUACUUCUGGUACAGAUGAUGCUUCCCCACUCAUUCAGAACCCACUGAGAAUUGAUGGGGUUGAAGUGGUUGGUGCAAGACAGAAGAAGGGGGAUGUCUCUUUUAGUGAAAGACUGGUUGGAGUGAAGGAACACACCGUGUAUGAAAUAAGAGUGUGGAGCGGCAACAACCAAUGGGAGGUUGAACGACGAUAUCGUGAUUUUUUUACUCUAUAUCGUCAGUUGAAAACAUCAUUUGCUGACCAAGACUGGAUUCUACCUUCUCCCUGGUCCGCUGUAGAAAAGGAAUCCAGAAAGAUAUUUGGGAAUGCUUCUCCUGAUGUUGUUGCAGAGAGAAGUGUUCUUAUUCAAGAGUGUUUACGUUCAAUUCUCCAUUUCAAGUUUUUAUCCAGUCCCCCAACUGCAUUGAUUUGGUUUUUGUCCCCUCAAGAUUCAUUUCCCAGUUCUCCUAUGUCAAAUACACUGGUGCCCCCGUCUACCUCUUUUGCUAGAAGGGCAGAUACAGAAAACAUUUCCACUUUAGGGCAGACUAUAUCACUUAUUGUUGAAAUCCAGCCAUACAAACAUAUGAAACAGAUGCUAGAAGCUCAACAUUAUUCCUGUGCUGGAUGCCACAAACAUUUUGAUGAUGAAAAGACACUGAUGAGAGACUUUGUACAGACAUUUGGUUGGGGUAAGCCUCGACUUUGUGAAUACACUUCUCAAUUAUAUUGCUCUUCGUGCCAUACAAAUGAGACUGCAGUCUUACCAGCAAGAGUUUUGCAUCAUUGGGAUUUUACUCCCUAUCCAGUUUCUCAGCUGGCUAAAUCGUAUCUGGAAUCCAUACAUGACCAGCCCAUGCUUUGUGUUAGUGCGGUUAAUCCUUUCCUAUUCUCAAAGGUUCCGGCCCUGCUUCAUGUUAUGGGUGUCAGGAAAAAAAUAGGAACCGUGCUUCCAUAUGUUCGUUGUCCAUUUCGUAGGACCAUCAACAAAGGACUUGGGUCUCGAAGAUAUCUUCUUGAAAGCAAUGAUUUUUUUGCACUUAGAGACCUUAUUGAUCUUUCCAAAGGGCCCUUUGCAGGACUACCUGUGAUGGUGGAAACCGUCUCAAGGAAAAUCACGGAGCAUAUUACAGAGCAAUGCCUCGUAUGCUGUGAUGUGGGAGUACCCUGCGGUGCUCGACAAGCUUGUAAUGACCCUUCUGCUCUCAUUUUCCCUUUUCAGGCAGGUGAGGUUGAAAGGUGUACAUCUUGUGAAUCGUUAUUCCAUAAGCCUUGCUUCAGAAAGCUCACAAACUGCCCUUGUGGGGCACACCUCAGGGUGGAAGAGAGUGUAAGCUACAGGGCCAGUGGUGAGGUUAGUAGAGCUUUGGACUUGUUGGGUAAGAGAUCUGACUCUGGUUUGUCUGUCGGAUUGUUCUCUGGACUGUUUGCAAGGGCAAAACCGGAAAAGACAAGGGAGCAUAAAGACAGUGACAACGUUAUCUUAAUGGGUUCCAUGCCAAGCACUUCUCUGUGAUCACCUAUAAUUGAAUUUGUAUCAUUUUUGUUUCUACAUCUGAAAAUAUCAUACUUCAUUUUUUGUA